Suncus etruscus (white-toothed pygmy shrew) is the source of this 498-nucleotide messenger RNA. Its product is annotated as prefoldin subunit 5-like. Gene Ontology annotation, cellular component: prefoldin complex; cytoplasm. Lineage: Eukaryota; Metazoa; Chordata; Mammalia; Eulipotyphla; Soricidae. The record is from RefSeq and is a predicted model, not a curated record. Gene Ontology annotation, biological process: protein folding; regulation of DNA-templated transcription.
AUGGCCGUGAUCCGGAGCAUUCUAGCAGGACUCCGUGGAUUGUAUAAAAGCCCUUGCAGUCGGUUAACAUCAGCGCAGCUGGAAAUGCUCAAAAAUCAACUGGACCAGAAAGUGGAGUUCUUGUCCAGGUCCAUUGCCCAGUUGAAGCUUGUUCAGAUCAAAUAUGUGAAAGUUAGGAACUGUUUGAACAUGCUGACCAAGAGCAAAGAGGAAAAAGAAUUACUUGUCUCGUUAAUAAGUUCUAUGUAUAUCCCUGGGAAGCUCCAUAAUGUGGAACACAUGCCCAUUGAUGUGGGAACUGGCUACUAAGAGAAUACAGCAGAGGAUGCUGAGGAAAUUUUCAAGAGGAAAAUUGAUUUUCUUGCCAAACAAAUAGAAAAAAAUCCAGCCAGCUCUCCAGAAGAAGUAUACCAUGAACAGGCCAUCAUGAAGAUGAUGAGUCAGAAUAUUCAGCAGCUCACAGCCUCAGGGACAAAUCAAGCCUCAGCCAAGGCUUGA